Pimephales promelas (fathead minnow) is the source of this 1572-nucleotide messenger RNA. NCBI's taxonomy places the organism in Eukaryota, Metazoa, Chordata, Actinopteri, Cypriniformes, Leuciscidae. The record is from RefSeq and is a predicted model, not a curated record.
AUGCCUGAAGGAUCUCUAAAAAUCAUGGGAUUUUUAAUGACCACAGAGAGUCAGGACCUCGGUUUAAAGUCUCAUCAGAAGGACGGUCUGGUGUCGGUUUUGAUAGUAUUUGUGUUGAUGGGUGUAAACCUGGUCUCGCCCCUCCGACCCAUCUGCGACCUGAGGGUUCUGGAUCAUUUUGUUUGAGAAGAUUGAAAUUCUGAAGUCAUCAUUCAAGGGUGCAGAGGUUGCUGUGGAGUGAUGAAAUCCUACUUUGUUCCUCAGUGGUGAGUUGACUUCGCUGUUUGGGAAUUUAUAGAUGCAUGGAGGAGGUCCAGACUGGAAUGUCUGAGUCCAGCGAAGAAAACAAUGAGCAACUCUUCUCUGGCCAGCACUCUGGAUAACAACACCAGUAACAUACACGGCCUCGGCCAGAUCCUGCAGUCUUGAUUUACAGGUAUAUCGGUUCUGUUUCCGCAGCAGGCCAGGUCCACAGUUCUUCCAGAUGAUUCAGCUCCUGCCAGCUCACAGAUGCAGGAGGUCUCCUCUAUCCCAGAACUUCUGCAGGUGCAGAGCAGCUUCCUGCGAGGCAAAGUCAGACUCCUGCUUUCAGCUGCACCAGCCUGCCAGCGGCAAAACAGCUGAUUCGACGAACUGUUUACAACGGCCACGCAUACACACAAACCCGCUUGAAACAAAAACGCUUGAUGACUCCUUCCUCAAUCUUAAAGAGCUUAUACUAUCUGGGUGUCGCUCUUCAAAUGCUCUAUUGCAAUUAUAAGCCUGCAGUCAUCUAAAGUAUGCAUCACGUGCAGAGUGAAGAAAAAACCGUAGCGUAUUCAACAAGGCGAUCGUGGCAGAAGAACCUGCGGGGGAACAUAUCAGAGCCCACAAGUGGACCCGUCGCUGACUCAAAGGCUCAUAGCGGUUUGGGGAAUUAGGACAACAACAUGCAAAGAAGGAGACAUGCCUGUCUGUAUGUUUAAUAGCCUUUUUAAUGUUGUCCAGUUCAGAUACACAACAUACAGUGUGUAGUAGCCUGUAUAGGAAAUAGAAAUAUGAAUUUCAUUCUUUAGACAAGUUGCGGUCACACAGUCCCCUCAUCAAGCCUUUUUUUUACGUUGCUGAAAUUCAACAAAAUGAAACUCAACAGGUGCAAGUCUUUUUUUUUUUUUUUUUUUUUUUUGGCGACCAAGCAUUAAUACUCAACAUUUGUGUUUCUCAGUAUUUUUUUCUUUAAAUCCUCUAUAAUACAUAGGCGACCCAGACAAAAAGUAUCACCAUGUAUGUCUGGUGAGAGUGUGCUUUAUAUGUCUGUCAGUUGCCGGUAGAAUCAUCUCUCCCUUUAUUUUGUAGAAAAAUAUGAACUGUUUAAAUUCUCUACUUUGAAAUAUAUGCAGCUCAAAUUCACAACAAAGAGAUAAGCCAGAACUCUGUGAAAUCCCACUUUCACUCCAACAAAACUCCAAUGGUUUGGGAAACAUUAAAUUUCUAAGAACUUACAACCAGGUAAGAGAAAACAAACACCCCACAGUGUCAUUUAGUCCACUGAAGCGUAAUGAAGAACACCCAGGAGAAUGACUCAAACAGCAG